CUUCAACCUAAAAUGGGCUGUGCAUCCGAGAGGUUGCUCUAAGAGUUCGAAAAGGAAAAAAAAUUUUAAUGCUUGUUCUAAAUUUUGAAACUAAAAUAAAUAAGAAUAAAUUAAAAUAUUUUACACGUUAAUCAACCUUAUAGAAUGUGACAUUUUUUUGUUGUUCUCUGCUAAAAAGGACAAAGAGAAAUAAAUACGAAAAAAAUUUGGAAUUGGUAUUGAGCGUUCAAUGGAAAUGGGAUACACACCUUUGAUGUAUUCUGUGAAGGAUAAUCGGGUACAGGUGGCGGAGAGGUUCCUGGAUUUGGGAAUGGAUAUUAAUGUAAAGGGGAAGGAUGGACUUACAGCACUGCAUUUAUCAGCCCAACAAGUGCGUGAAGAUAUGGUCCGUCUUCUUCUUGGAAGAAAAGCUGAUCCCUUAGCGGCCGGUGGUCCCAAGGGGCAACUGCCUCUUCAUAUUGUGUGUGCCAGACCAACUGGGCAAGCCUUAACUCCUCUCCAAUUAUUGCUCAAAGCCACGGGUAAAGAUGCCCGCCUCGUUAAAGACAAGACGGGUAACAUUCCUCUGAUGCUGGCUGUUGAAGUGGGUAAUCAUGGUAUAUGCCGAGAGUUAUUGAUGAUUGACCCCAAAGAGCAGUUAUCCGUGAGGAAGCAGGACAUCCGAGAUACUCCACUCCACGUGGCAUCUAGGCGGAGGGACAUCGAUCUCAUGAGGUUACUCAUCGAGAAGGGAGCUGCCGUCAACCUACAGAACAGCGAAGGAAUGACCCCAUUGCACAUAGCGGCCAUGGAAGGUGAUGAAGGGAUGUUGAAGGUGCUAAGUCAAGCCAAUGCCAGAGCUAACAUUCUGGACAGGAGAGACCGAGCACCUGUCCACUUGGCCGCAGAGAGGGGUCACACGAGUGCCGUGGAAAUCCUUCUCGACAAAUUCAAGGCUUCCAUUUCACAAAGGACAAAGGAUGGCAGCACGCUGAUGCAUAUUGCUUCCUCCGCGGGAUAUCCGGACAUAGCUAUGAUUUUCAUGAAAAGAGGAGUUCCCAUACACACAUCAAACAAGUCAGGGGCCAAAUGUCUACACAUAGCUGCUGCAGCUGGCCACGUUGAGGUAGUGAGAUCUCUUCUAAAUAAAGGAGAAAGUGUGGACAUCAAAACUAAUGAUGGUCAGACAGCCCUCCAUAUUGCUGUCCAAGCAUGCCAACCGAGAGUUGUUGAAACUCUUUUAGGAUAUGGUGCCCAAAUAAGGCUUAAAGCAGGAAAAAGUGGUGAAACUCCACUUCAUAUAGCUGCCAGAACACCAGGAGGAGAAAAAUGUGCUGAAUUACUUCUUAAAAGUGGCGCUGAAGUAAACGCCACCCAAGAGGAUGGUGAGUCUGCACUGCAUUUCGCAGCUCGUCACGGCCACCUCAAUACUGUAGCGCUUCUCCUUCAGGAUAAAGCAGAUGUCCAACAAAAGUCCGCUAGCGGCGAGACCCCUCUCCAUGUUGCGGCCCGAAACUGCCAUUAUGCCGUGGCCCGUAGCCUGCUGGACCACUGGAGGAAGCAGCACCCAGAAGACAAUGGUGCUAUAUUAGUAAAUGCCCAAAAUGAAAAAGGAGAAUCAGUCCUCCACUACGCAAGUUUGGUUUCCAAAAGCCAAGCUCAUCAUCCAACAGAAGACAAAGACCUCGUCAAACUCUUGCUACAGUAUGGUGGGGAAGUCAACGUACCUAACAAAGAGUAUCGCAUGACAAGUAUACAUUAUUGCAGUAAAGAAGGCAAUGCAGAUAUAUUGCAUGAAAUUCUGAAUCAACUGGACAAAACCAUGCUGCAAGGUGCCUGCAAUCGAAUAGCUAUGAAUGGAUGGACUCCGUUACUGUAUGCCUGUCAGACAGGCCAUCCUGAAGUAGUGAAACUUUUACUGCAGAAUUCUGCCAGAGUAGAUGUGUUCGAUGAAGGUGGCAAAGCUGCUUUGCAUUUGGCGGCCGAAUUUGGCCACGGGGAAGUGGUUGAUAUUCUUCUAAAGCACAAAGCUUUCGCCAACGCUCGUUCCAAAAAGGGAAUGACGCCUCUCCAUCUAGCCGCCAGAAAUGGAUAUACAGAGAUUGUACAGAAACUUGUCAAACAGUACGGUGCCACUUUAGACGCCCUCACAUUGGCAAAAAGAACACCUCUACAUUUAGCGGCCGAGAAUGGUAAACUGGACGUUUGUAGCGUCCUACUGGACCUCAGGGCAGACGCCAACGCUAUUGACAAUACUGGCCAAACACCUCUUCUAUUAGCUGCUGAGAACGAUCAUCCAGAAGUGGUAAAACUCUUCCUUCGACACAAGCCUGAACUAGUCUCUAUGGCUAAUGCGAAUGGAUUUACGUGUGCUCACAUAGCUGCCAUGAAAGGAAGUGUCGCCGUCAUAAAGGAGCUCAUGAAAUUUAACAGAUCUAUGGUGACCUCCGCUCGAAAUUUGACGGGCAAUACGGCCCUCCAUCUGGCAGCUUCCGGCGGACAUGAAGAAGUUGUGAAAGUAUUGUUAGAAGCUGGUUCAUCUGCCACAGAAGAAAAUGCUGAUGGUUACACCGCUAUACAUUUAGCUGCCAAAGACGGACAUGUAAAAGUUCUGCAGACUUUAAAGUCAUCUGUAUCUUGGAGAAUCACGAGUAAAAAAACGGGCAUGACGGCCCUACACGUAGCUGCUAGUUGCGGUCAAACUGAAUUUGUGCAAGAAAUGCUGACACAGAUUCCUGCCACCCUAUCCAGUGAAAGACCCGGAGAUACUAGCCUUAGUGAUGACUAUGGCUUCACUCCUCUUCAUCUGGCGGCAGAAUCUGGGCACGAAGGCGUUGUUCGAGUUCUGCUCAACAGUUCGGGAGUUCAGACAGAUGCAGCUACAGUAGUGCAGGGUAUAUUACCCAUGCAUUUGGCAGCUCGUGGUGGACAUUUGGCGGUAGCGGGCCUUCUAUUGAGUAGGUCUACAGAACAAUUGCAAACCGCCGACAAGCAGGGUAGGACGCCCCUUCACAUGGCCGCUGCCCAAGGACAUCGAGAAAUGGUGGGCUUACUUCUCGGUCAAGGUGCUGAUAUCAAUGUCGCUGACAACAAUGGAUGGACAGCACUGCACUACACGACGAGACACGGUUUCUUGGACGUGGUCCAAUUGCUGGUCAACAGUGGAGCAUCUCCCACUGCCGCCACCAGCGAUGGUAAAGUUCCAUUGUGUCUCGCCGCAGCUGCUGGACAUUAUGACGUACUCAAUUACCUUUUGAAAAAGGAACACGACACCCAUACACUCAUGUGUGACAGCAAUUUCUUGAUUGACUUGAUGGUAUCAAGCAAAGCUCACGCCAACAAACCCGUUUUGGAGUUUGUGCUAGUAUCCGCUGCACCCAUAGAAACGGCAGCCAAAAUGGCACGCAGCUAUCAACUUCUAUCCUUGAAAGAGAAAGACAGAGCUCGAGACUUAGAAGUGAUGGCUAUCUUCUGCGAAGCGAUGGCCGCCGACCUCCUAGGCAUCACAGCCAUCUCAUACAACACAGGCACGCUGUUACGGUCAGUGGACUCACAGAAUCAACCAUUCCUCGAUGUACUCAUUGAAUUGCAACAGAAAGAGGUGGUGGCUCACCCUGCCGUCCAGAAAUACCUCACCGACUUGUGGACAGGAAGUCUGCAGUGGGCAUCAUGGAAGAUGUCCGCACUUUUCUUCUCCUUCCUAGCCUGUCCUCUUGUCUGGAUCGCCUUUUCACUGCCCCUGGGACACAGGUUCACCAGCAUUCCCAUCAUCAAAUUCAUGUCCUACCUCGUAUCCCAUAUCUUUUUCAUUGUCCUGCUCACGUUCACCAUCGUUAACCCAUGGCUACCCCUUUGGAAGUCCACUCAUCUUAUACCAUACAUUCACGAAUGGCUACUUCUUUUAUGGCUGAUAGGACUUUGGGUAUCGGACGCUACCAACCCAAAAGACAGGGAAGGCCUGGGUUUCAUAAAAGUGAUCAUUAUGACUGUGGGCUCAAUGGGCAUCAUGACUCACGUGGUAGCCCUUGUUUUCUCCGACGAUCAUUCCAUCCUCGUGUGCCUGUACAUACGAAAUCAGUUCCUCGCAGUCGCACUUCUGCUCUGCUUUGUCGAAUUUCUGAACUUCUUAACAUUCCACCACCUCUUCGGACCAUGGACGGUUAUCAUCAGGGAUCUCAUAAAGGACCUGAUGAGAUUCUUAGCCAUCUUGGGGAUCUUCUUGGUGGGCUUCUCACUGCACUUGUGCGCCAUCUACCAGCCAGUAUUCCUUCCAAAAGGCGCUGACCAGCUCACCCUGGUCGUUUUCCAGUCUCCCAUCGACACCUUCGAAAUGCUCUUCUUCGCUCUCUUCGGUCUCGUAGAACCAGACUACAUGCCACCCAUGCACCUCAGUCCCGGAUUCUCUAAAGGCAUCAUGAAAGUGGUGUUUGGUAUCUACAUGAUGGUUACUGUCAUUGUCCUCAUUAAUCUCCUCAUUGCCAUGAUGUCUAAUACCUACCAGAGAAUCCAAGCACAGUCCGACACAGAAUGGAAGUUCGGACGUGCCAAACUCAUCAGGAAUAUGAACAAGACUUCACCUUCUCCUUCACCCAUAUGUCUCUUCACGCUCUUUGGAGAACUCUUCUACAGGUGUCCAAAGAAAUGUCCAGGAAUGUCGCGUAAACCACAGCUGCACCUACUGAAGUCAAAACGUGACGCUGCCAUCCAAAGAGGCGAUGUGCCUAAAAUCAUGCCAGCAGCCUGGAAAAGGAGAGUCACGCGCAGAUCACAACAAAUCAUGCCUGUCGGUCAGUAA
Messenger RNA from Parasteatoda tepidariorum (common house spider), 4774 nucleotides. The record is from RefSeq and is a predicted model, not a curated record. NCBI's taxonomy places the organism in Eukaryota, Metazoa, Arthropoda, Arachnida, Araneae, Theridiidae.